Salmo salar (Atlantic salmon) is the source of this 2147-nucleotide messenger RNA. Lineage: Eukaryota; Metazoa; Chordata; Actinopteri; Salmoniformes; Salmonidae. The record is from RefSeq and is a predicted model, not a curated record.
GGUGUUAAUUAUGGGAAAUCUUUGUUGUGAUCGUGCAGUGUUCGAUGUGACUGUCCUCUCUUCCUCUUUCAGCGGAGCUUCUCUCAGUAUCUCUCUCCCUCCAUCAGUCCAUCUGUAAAUCAGCCUCACCGUUCAUCUCUCUCUCUCCGUUCAUCAGUCAGUCUGUCUGUCGUUGUCUUCAGAAAGACUUGACACUCUUGAAGCCUCUAAGGAGCCCACAGACAUCUGAAAACUACAGACCAACAGACCAUCAACUAGAGACCCCGCCAGAGGCUGCCAGAGGCUGCCAGACGACGGCGCAUAUCAGAUGGCCACCUGGUGGUCGAGGUGGGGUACUGCUGUUGUGACGGCGGGCAGCAUCCUGGCCUCCCUUGUAACCUCUGUUGCCAUGGAGCCCAGCUGUAACGCAAACCUUGGUUACCCCGGGUUACCUGGGAUACCAGGAGCUCACGGCGCCAACGGUAAAGACGGACCAAAGGGCGAGAAGGGAGACCCAGGUGAGUCUGGUCUGGGAUGGAAGCGUCUGAAGGGGGAGCCAGGUGAAUCAGGUCCUCCAGGACGGUCAGGUCUUCAAGGGAACCCCGGUCAGCUUGGACCCAGAGGACCCGCUGGCCCCCCUGGGGAGAAAGGUAGUCCCUCUGGGGUCGAUUCCUCCCUCACCUCCUUCUUCUCCUACAAGAGGAACACCAUUCAGCUGCCUCCCAAGAACUUGCCCAUGCGUUUCGACGGACCAAUAAUCUCGGGUCUUGAUCCUAGCAUGGAAGGUGUUUCGCUGAAGGAUGGGUUGUUUAAAUGUACCAUUAGGGGAGUGUACUUCUUUACCUAUCAUCUGUCUGCUAAGAACCUGGUCUGUCUUAGCCUGAAGAAGGGGACAGAGACCAAGGUGGGGUUCUGUGAUUCGUCGAGUGGUUUCCUGGUGACGUCUGGGUCGGUGGUGCUGGAUCUGAUCGAGGGAGACGUGGUGUCACUACAGCCCACCGAUAACAACGCCAUCAUCACUAAAGACGAACGAGCCGACAACACCUUCACCGGCUUCCUGAUCUUGCCAACCACAUGAAACCACACGGAACCACACAGAACCACACAGAACCACACGGAACCACACAGAACCACACAGAACCACAUGAAACCACACAGAACCACACAGAACCACACGGAACCACACAGAACCACACGGAACCACAUGAAACCACACAGAACCACACAGAACCACAUGAAACCACACAGAACCACACGGAACCACACGGAACCACACAGAACCACAUUGAACCACAUUGAACCACAUUGAACCAGCUCAAACCAGAUUCAACCAGAUCUAAUCUCGGUUACCCAGAAGUAAAAUUUUCGUGAAAGUUUGUCACUUCCUGUUUUACUUCAAUUUUGAAUUUGUAGGUGUGGUAUCUAGCGGAAACCUUUUAUCAUCCGCACACGGGUUUGAAAUCUCAGCCACAGUUUAUUAAGCACCGCUUUCUCCCAAUCCUGAUUCUUUCAAAUAAUCGAUGAUGAAAACCCCACACCAGGAACUACUGCUGCUCGUAAUCACAUAAUUCUACGUGAGCCUUGACAGAUUGUUGCCGUUUACACGCAGAAUCUGUCCACGAGAGAUUAAACCAGAUCACACCUGCUGAAACCAGCUUCCUGCUCUUCCACACCACAUAAAAUACAUAUCAUAGCCACAUCAUUCUGCUCUAGAAGCAUCUGCAGAACAACCAACCCUCUCUGUGUCUGUUUCUGCCUCCAUGUCUAUACUGCUGCUGCUUGCUGAGACGGUUCAUCAAUCAAUCAAUCAAUCAUUCAAUCAUUCACUCAAUCAAUCAAUCAAUCAUUCAAUCAAUCAUUCACUCAAUCAAUCAUUCAAUCAAUCAAUCAAUCAAUCAAUCAUUCAAUCAAUCAAUCAUUCAAUCAAUCAAUCAUUCAAUCAAUCAAUCAUUCAAUCAAUCAAUCAAUCAAUCAAUCAAUCAAUUAAUUUUCCCAGGUCGUUGUUGUAAAUGAGAACAUAUUCUCAGUCAACUCACCUGGUAAAAUAAGGAAUACAUUUCAUAUAAAUCAAAUAAUUAAUCAUGUAUUACAUCUGCUGAGCUGCCUACCAAAACUAAAAGAUACCAUUUUGGAAAUGAAUUUUCAAUCAAUAAAAUUAUUUGUUACCA